GACUUUAUUGGAGCGACGGGCGGACCUUUGGAGGAUGCAAUUACAGUCGUUAAAGAUGAACGGUGGAAACGAAUUCGCAGCACAAUCUCUCCCUGCUUCACCAGUGGGAGACUGAAACAGGUUUUUCCCUUCAUUGCUCGCUUCGCAGACCGACUUGUGGCAAAACUCGGGGAAAUGAAUUUGAAUGAGCCCGUAGAGGUUAAAAAAUUUGUGGCACCGUUCAGUUUGGAUGUGGUGACCAGUGCUUCCUUCAGUGUGGAAAUCGACUCGAUAAACAAUCCUGAUGAUCCCGUUAACACUCACAUGCAGAAGAUAAUGAAAAUCAACUUUCGACUUUUUUUGUUACUGAUGGUGUUUCCCUUAGGUCGUUAUCUGCUGAAGCUCUUCAAAAUUGAAAUGCUAUCGAGACCCAGUGUGGACUUUUUCUACAACAUCAUCAAGAAAUUUAAAGACCAACAUCAAACAGAUGAAUCUACUCGAGGAGACUUCCUGCAGGUGAUGAUUCAAAGCGAGAUCCCAGACGCGGACAUAAAAAACGAAGAGGAGCAACCAACUAAAGGUUUGACUGAACAUGAGAUCCUUUCUCAGGCCUUGAUGUUCAUCUUUGCUGGCUACGAGACGACCAGUACAACUCUGUCUUUCAUUUUCUACAAUCUGGCCACGAACCCUGAUGUGAUGCAGACCUUACAGGAAGAGAUCGAUGCUAACCUGCAUGAAGAUACUCCCAUUUCGUACACCGACCUGUAUAAUCUGCAGUACCUGGACCAGGUUAUUUACGAGUCGAUGCGUUUGAUUUCCACCGCACCCCGGCUUGAUAGGGUUUGCAAAAAGACCGUGCAGAUAAAUGGGAUCACCAUCCCCGAGGGAACAUUAGUUGGGGUUCCGGUGCAUUUGUUACACAAGGACCCGCGGUUUUGGAGCUCGCCUGAGCUUUUCAGACCAGAGAGGUUCAGUAAGGAGAACGAGGCAGACCUGAACCCGUACGCCUACAUGCCGUUUGGCCUCGGCCCUCGUAACUGCGUUGGGAUGCGCUACGCGAUGCUCGUCAUGAAGAUGGUCAUCGUGCGCCUCCUGCAGAGUUACACCUUGGAAACCUGCAAAGACACUUCGAUUCCACUGGAGUUUAACUGGAUAUUUCAACCCACCAAGCCCAUAAAACUGAAGUUUGUUCCAAGAAAAUCAUAACAAGAUUACUAUCUUCAAAUAUCAUCUACCUAGUUUCUAUCAAAUAUUCUUUGUUAACGAGUUAACAUUUCUUUAUUGGAGACUGCCUAGUAAAGGCAGCACCUUUAUUAUUAUGCACCUAGAAACAGGUUUCUUAACUUUAUAUCUUAGUCUUCUGUCAACUUUAAUGCGGUCUGAAUCACAAUGAGUACUCCCAGAAAUGUUGUAUCAAAACAACCUCAGAUGUAUUCUGAUUGUUUGGAGCCAUUUUGAGUCAAGAUGGCUGCCACAGCUACCUCAGCAAACACAACAUUGACAAUAACUCAGUCAUUCUUUGAGAAUUUGAGCUGAAAUUUACUCUGGUCAUUGCUGAGAGCGAGUUGUUAUAUGUUCCUGAUGCAAAUUAGAUAUCCAAGAUGGCUGCUGUAGCUAAAAGGGAAAAAAAAAAAUGAUAACUCAUCUGUUUUUAGAGCUAUUCAGCUGAAAUUUGCUGUGUUGGUUCCUGAGAGCAAUGCCCAUUAAAUAAUGAAUUCAAAUGUAAAAAUUCAAGAUGGCCACCAAAGCUACAUUUAAACGGCUUUAACUCUGCUAUUUUUACACACGUAGUGCUGAAAUUUGGUGAGGUUAUAGCUGAGAAUGUUCCCCAUCAUAUACUGAAUCCAGAUCAAAAUCCAAGAUGGCCACCUUAGCGAUGGAAAAAAUGACUGACUUAUUAAGUUUUUGGCAUACUGAGCUGAAAUUUGGUAUAGAGGUAGCUGAGCGCGAACCCCAACACAUACAGUAGUACAGCCAAAUCAACAAUUUAGUUUAGCAGCAGUGUGGCGGUCCCCGUCAUAGUUCCUACAGGAACUUUCAAGUCUUUGAAUAUUGACCAGUUUGAUUGAACAACAUUGAAUGUCUCACAAUUUACUCUUUUAACAAUUAGUUUUUAUUGACUGUUCAGUUUAUCUGAAUAUUCAACGUCUAUGAAGCCCAUCUAAAAGCUGUCUUUUUUUUAACCAAAGAAUGGCUUCAUUUCAUUUACCUGAACAAAGUGUCACCUCCAGAUGUUAUACUAUAGAUGUAUUUUUUCUAUAUUUACCUGACUGAUUUGAAUUUACAGAUGU
Messenger RNA from Nematolebias whitei (Rio pearlfish), 2270 nucleotides. RefSeq names its product cytochrome P450 3A40. Gene Ontology annotation, molecular function: iron ion binding; oxidoreductase activity, acting on paired donors, with incorporation or reduction of molecular oxygen; heme binding. Lineage: Eukaryota; Metazoa; Chordata; Actinopteri; Cyprinodontiformes; Rivulidae. The record is from RefSeq and is a predicted model, not a curated record.